AUGUCUGGAGAUGUUCAGCAGAAAAAAAAUGCAGAAGGGAAGGCACAUGUUCACGCCGCUGAGAAAUACAUGAAAACAUCUUUAUUCAAGUGGAAACCAGACUUGGAUAGUGCUGCUUCAGAGUACACAAAAGCAGCCACGUGUUUCAGAAAUGCCAAAGCUUUUGCAGAGGCAAAGGAUGCCUUCCUUAAAGCUGCUGAUAUAUACAAACAGAUGAAUUCUAUUUUUAAUGCAGCAAAGAUGAUGGAACAAGCAGGUUUGCUGUGUAAGGAGUUUAAGGACGUUGAAGGCUGUGUGAAUUUACUGGAGCGGGCAGCAGAUCUUUUCCAGCAGAAUGGGACAGCUGACACUGCGGCAUUGACUUUAGACAGAGCAGCCAAAACUAUUGAGUUGAACUACCCAGAGAAAGCAGCUGAGUUAUAUGACAAAGCUUGUAGUAUAUCAGAGUUGGAGGACAAAUCAAGACAGUGUGCAGAGUUUGCAGGAAAAGCAGGGAGAUUAUUUGUCAGAGCAGAAAAAUAUGAUUUAGCAAUUGAAGCUUUAAAAAGAGAAAUAGAAUUUCACCACCAGACCGAGAACUUUCCUAUGAUAAACAGAGUGAUACUGGGAAUAGUGUUGGUGAACCUACAGAAUGGCGACCCAGUGGCUGCAGAGAACUUCUUCACAGCAGCAUCAAAUAAGGGAACUGGAGAGGAUGAGUUUAUUCAGGGGGCAGAUGAGUUGAUUCGAGCAUUUAAUGACGGAGAUGAAGAAGAAGCCAGAGCAAUACUGUCAAGACCCUUCGUUAAAUUUAUGGACAAUUGUUUUGCAAAGAUAGCCCGAGGACUUGUCAUUCCUGCAGGAGGAAGUGGCAGAGUGGGUGUGGUCAAAAAUGAAGCAGCCAAUGACACAUCAGGUCAAGGGGCACAGCUAGCAGAUGAUGAAUUGGAAGAGGGAGGACUUUGUUGAUGACAUUGACCUUUGUAAAAGUCUGUUAAUGAUUCCAUACUCUACACUUUCUCUUUUCUGAGAAUAUGCAAACAAGUACACAUUGUACCUAUAAAUAAUACAUGUAUGUUGUUAUACAAAUAGUUGUAUCAUUUUGAUGCAAAUGAA
Molecule: messenger RNA, 1095 nt
Organism: Saccostrea cuccullata (small rock oyster)
Lineage: Eukaryota; Metazoa; Mollusca; Bivalvia; Ostreida; Ostreidae
Product: gamma-soluble NSF attachment protein-like
Exons: 10
Coding region: 1-948 (315 amino acids)
Biological process (GO): intracellular protein transport
Cellular component (GO): vacuolar membrane; SNARE complex
Molecular function (GO): soluble NSF attachment protein activity; syntaxin binding
Source: RefSeq, a predicted model, not a curated record